This is a messenger RNA of Erigeron canadensis, 948 nucleotides long. RefSeq names its product zinc finger protein WIP6. The transcript has 3 exons. Gene Ontology annotation, biological process: anatomical structure development; regulation of gene expression. The record is from RefSeq and is a predicted model, not a curated record. Bases 1 to 948 code for a protein of 315 amino acids. Lineage: Eukaryota; Viridiplantae; Streptophyta; Magnoliopsida; Asterales; Asteraceae. Gene Ontology annotation, molecular function: DNA-binding transcription factor activity. Gene Ontology annotation, cellular component: nucleus.
AUGUCUACAACAAGUGAAAGUAAUUAUGUAUGCUUGGAAGGUGAUGAAGAUCCUAUUCUACUCUCUCUUAGCCCUCCUGGCCAAUUAACCCAACACCACCACAAUAAUAAUGUAUCCAAAUAUUCAAACUACGAUCCUCACCGUCACAUUUCGAAUAUCUCAUUACCUAACAAAGAUCUUAACCUUAAUCUUAAUCUCAGUACAUUAAGUACUAAUGAUAAUGUUAAGGAAGGUGUGACCGUGGCACUUCACAUCGGUCAACAACCACCAAUUAGUACUAUUAGCUUUUCAUCCACUAAUUACCAGCUGCUUAACAAUAAUAUGAGCAUUUAUAAUAAUGCACCUGAUAAUUAUCAUCAUCAUUUACAAUAUUGGAUCCCAACAGCAGCACAAAUCAUGGUUGGUCCUACACAGUUUUCUUGCACUGUUUGCAACAAAACAUUCAACCGAUACAACAACAUGCAGAUGCAUAUGUGGGGGCAUGGAUCACAAUAUAGAAAAGGUCCAGAAUCCUUAAGAGGCACAAAGCCAGCAUCAUCAAUGUUAAGAUUACCAUGUUAUUGUUGUGCGGAGGGUUGCAAGAACAACAUUGACCACCCGCGAUCAAAGCCACUUAAAGAUUUCAGGACGCUUCAAACGCACUACAAAAGAAAGCACGGCGAGAAGCCUUUUGGGUGUCGAAAAUGUGGGAAGCCCUUUGCAGUAAGAGGGGAUUGGAGGACUCAUGAAAAGAAUUGUGGGAAAUUAUGGUAUUGUGUUUGUGGGUCGGAUUUUAAGCAUAAAAGGUCUCUUAAAGAUCAUGUUCUUGCCUUUGGAAAUGGUCAUGCGCCUCAUUACACAUCCGAAGAUUUGAUCGAAAUGCAGGAUGAUCAUGAUGAAGAGGAAAUUAAUAAUCUUGAUGAAGAAGACAAUAAGAGUAGUAAUGGAGGUAGCUUUUUAAUGAUUUGA